GAUUAACGAAGAGGACCUUACGGCGCCAUUGUUAUUUUCUCAUAAUAAAACGGGUAAAAAGAAAUUCGCGAUUGGGCAAGAUGAUGGUGAAGGUGAUGACGAGAUGGGCGAAUACGCGGACAAUGAAAAAAACAGUUCAUCUGGGAGCAACAUUUCCUAUGA
Dentiscutata heterogama is the source of this 162-nucleotide messenger RNA. NCBI's taxonomy places the organism in Eukaryota, Fungi, Glomeromycota, Glomeromycetes, Diversisporales, Gigasporaceae. The record is from the annotation of a GenBank genome assembly.